Molecule: messenger RNA, 2739 nt
Organism: Syngnathus typhle (broad-nosed pipefish)
Lineage: Eukaryota; Metazoa; Chordata; Actinopteri; Syngnathiformes; Syngnathidae
Exons: 2
Coding region: 377-1198 (273 amino acids)
Source: RefSeq, a predicted model, not a curated record
GGAGCUCCCCAAAAGGGCAAGGGGAUCGAAGGUGAGAUGAGAUUGGCAGUCAUGUGAUCUGGCAUGCCCAUAAUGACCUUGGGGAUCUACAGGCGUUGAAGUAGAGAGCCCGCGCCCGCCCUCCAGAUCCACGAGGAGGAAGUGCGCCAGAUGUUCCGGAGACAAAAGAACAGGAAGGCACCGGGCCCAGACGGCGUGUCACCUUCCUGCUUGAAAGUCUGCGCUGAGUAGCUGGCGCCCACUUUUGCACGGAUCUUCAACCGUUCUGUGGACCUGUGUGAGGUGCCCUCGUGCUUCAAGAGCUCCACCAUCGUUCCAGUGGCCCGCCAUCACAGGUUUGAAUGACUACAGACCUGUCGCACUGUCAUCGGUGGUCAUGAAAUCUUUCGAGAGGUUAGUGCUGAACCACCUGAAGGAUGUCACGGGCCCCCUGCUUGACCUCCUCCCGUUUGCCUACCGGGCAAACAGGUCAGUGGAUGAUGCGGUCAACAUGGGACUGCACUACAUCCUGCACCGCCUGGACACCAUCGCUCCUGACAUCCUUCAACAGAAGCUCAUCCAGCUUGCGGUGCCUGCCUCCACCUGUCAGUGGAUCACCAGCUUCCUGACCAAUAGGAGACAGCGUGUGAGGCUGGGGGGCAUCACAUCUGACACCGGGACCACCAAUACUGGAGCACCUCAGUGGUGUGUCCUCUCCCCACUGCUCUUCUCUCUCUACGCCAAUAAUUUCUCCUCAGGUGACUCGGCUGUGAAGCUCCUGAAGUAUGCAGACGACACCACUCUCAUCGGACUGAUCCAGGACGGUGAUGAGACUAGGUACAGACAGGAGGUGGAGCGGCUGGUCCACUGGUGCAGCCAAAACCACCUGGAGCUGAACCCGCUCAAGACCGUGGAGCCGGAAGAAGGCCCAGCAGAAGCUGUACUUCCUGAGACAGCUCAAGAAGUUCAACCUGCCGCAAGAGCUUCUGAAGACCUUCUACACUGCCAUCAUCCAGUCUGUCCUCUGCACCUCCAUCAUUGUCUGGUUUGGAUCGGCCGCCAAACAAGACAAGCACAGACUGCAACGGACAAUCAGGACUGCAGAAAAGAUAAUUGGAAUCAACCUCCCAUCUAUCCAAGACUUGUACCUGUCCAGGACCAGGAAACGUGCAAGGAACAUCUCUACAGACCCUUCUCACCCAGGUUGCAGUCUGUUUGAACUACUCCCCUCCGGACGGCGUUAUAGAGCUCGGUACGCCAAAACCAGCAGACACAGAGACAGCUUCUUCCCCCAGGCUGUUGCUCUGAUGAACUCACACCACUCUUCCUGGUUGGAACUAUUGCCGGAACUGAUAUCGUGUUCAGCAUGUAUUAUUAUUACUAUAUACUAGGGAUGCACCGAAAAUUCGGCCACCGAAAAUUUUCGGCCGAAAAUGACCCAAAAGUGCAUUUUCGGUUUUUGGCCAAAAGACCUAAAUCACCGAAACAACACGGCCGAAACUUGUGAUGACGUGAGCAAACAGCGCAGCCAGCACGCGGGAAAACGGGAUAAGAGCCAGCAUGUCUGCGAUGUGGACUGAUUUCACUAUCUCAGAGAAAGACCCACGGAUAGCGAUUUGCAAAACAUGCAAUGCUGAAAUUUCAAGAGGGGGUGCAUCUGCAAAAGGUUUCUCCACGUCGGGUUUAAUUCAUCACCUGAAAUCCAAACAUCCCGAUCGCCAUUCUGAAUAUGAGAAGAAGGCGACACAGAAAAGGAAACUGACACCGAGCACGCCCACUCCGUCUGUGGGGGACGUUUUUGUAAAGGCAAGAAAGUUCUCUUUGUGUUUUUAUAAGAGAACAUAUUUAAUUUUACAGUCUUUCAGCAGGCCAGUCAGUUAUAAGCCUGUAAAUUAUUAUUUAAUGUACACAUGAGUUGGGUCAAGUUAAACAUUUUAUUUUAUUAUAUUUUUGAAUUUUAAUUUAUAUUGUGCAUUGUUGUAAUGUCAGUGCUAAAUAAAUAUUUCCAUACUUUUGUAACUGGUUUAUUGCAAUGCCUUGACUUUAGUGAGGUUAGUACACAUGUAGCCAUAAAUGCUGUGGUUCUAAUAACUGACAUUUCUUUCGGUGUUUCGGUUUUCGUCCUUGGUUUCCUCAUUUUUGGUUUUCGGUUUCGGCCAAGAAUUUCUAUUUCGGUGCAUCCCUACUAUAUACUCAUUACUGUGCAAUAACAUCCUGCUCUCCACACCUUUUUUUGAAUUUGUCUACACUGUUUGUACUAUGUGUCCUCUCUGCAUCCAUUGCAGCCUGGUCAUCCUGGAAGAGGGACCUUCCCAUCUGUGGUCUCUUCUCAAGGUUUCUCAUUUCCCCUAGCUGGAGUUUUGAGUUUUUCCUUGCCCUUUUGGGAGUUUAAGAUCAGCGGAUGUUUGAGAAUAUUUGCCAUUUUUCACAUGUCCUGAGUGUUGUUAGUCACCUAAAUGUUGAACAGAGGGUGUGAUAUACCGAAGUCAAAUUCCUUGUUUGGCACGCUCAAACAUGGCGAAUAAAAACAUCUUGAAUCUUGAAUAUUAUAUACAGUAAAAGCUACAAAACAAACUGAAAAAUAACCCGUUUUCAAAUCAGACGAGUAAAAACUGGUCAAAUAUUUAAAAAUAUAUAUAUUAUCAAAAGUGAAAACAAUUUGCAAUUCUAGUAAUGACACACGAAUUUGAUGCACAAUUUGUCUUCGCGGGCCACAUAAAAUGAUGUAGCGGGUCGUAUCUGGUCCCCGGGCCUUGAGUU